Messenger RNA from Camelus dromedarius (Arabian camel), 1730 nucleotides. RefSeq names its product CD69 molecule (gene CD69). Lineage: Eukaryota; Metazoa; Chordata; Mammalia; Artiodactyla; Camelidae. Bases 100 to 699 code for a protein of 199 amino acids. The transcript has 5 exons. The record is from RefSeq and is a predicted model, not a curated record. Gene Ontology annotation, cellular component: external side of plasma membrane.
CAAAGACUCAGAGACCAAGCAAGUGCUCCGGCAAAGACCUUCACUGCAGAUUGGCUUGACCUGGAAGUAACCAAGGGGUCGACUGAGACAAGGAUAAAGAUGACUUCUGAAGACUGUUCCAUAACGGAGACCAGCUCCUUGCAUCUGGAUAAAGAACGACAAAGUGAUGCCCCCAGGCCUCAUUUUGCAACUCAUCACGAAGGGUCCAUUCACGUCCCUAUCCCGUGUGCCGUCCUGAACGUGGUCUUCAUCACCGUUUUAGUCAUAGCUCUUGUUGCUUUAUCAGUGGGCCAGUACAAUUGUCCAGGCCAAUAUAUGUCCCCAGUGCCAUCAAACAGCCAUGUUUCCUCAUGCUCAGAUGACUGGAUCCAGUACCAGAGGAAAUACUAUCUUAUUUCCAAGAAAACAAGGAACUGGACCUUGGCCCAAGAAUUCUGCUCCAAACACAGUGCUACACUUGCUCUCAUUGACUCUGAAGAGGACAUGAUCUUUUUGAAACAACACGUGGGUAGAGCAGAACACUGGAUUGGGCUGAAAAAUGAAGCUGGCCAGACAUGGAAAUGGUCAAACGGCAAAGAAUUUAACAACUGGUUCAACCUGACGGGCUCGGAGGACUGUGCAUUUCUGAACAGCACAGAGGUCGGCAGCACCGCGUGCAAGAAGAAUCUACACUGGAUUUGCAGCAAGCCCGCCAAAUGAAGAGGGCUCGCAUUUGCUUGUAGACGAUGCCAGCGAGGAACUCAAGGAAACUUGUGUCAGUGAAUGCUGCUCUACGAUGAGAUGUUUUCCAGAAAGACUUUGUGAAAAAAAAAAAAAGAAAAAAAAGAAACAACUUUGUGUUAUUUUGGAAACCUUCUUCCAAACAAGAAUGUGGGGAAAAAGGGAGGCAAAACUCCAGUAGUACCCGCAUCGUGGAAUCCUCCUGCCAUCAGCUGACAAUGUCACGGGGUGACUGAUAAUUUUGUCCAAGAACGAGAAAAACCACUUCCAAGCUUUGGAAUGCACUUUAUAUAUUUUCUAAUUCAGAAGUAAUAAAAUAACUAGGUUUUAGAGUUAUUAUUUAUUGUUGAAUGACUACGAACAGUGAGCACCCUUCAUUCACGUGCACUGUAUGAAGGAGGUAGCAGGUGGUACUCAAAACUGAUGUAAACAGAGAAGGUCUAACUGGCAACACAGAUGUUUAGUCUAAACGUAUUUUUUUUAAUUUAGAGAACAUUUAUAAGUGGGCGAAUGCUUAUGAAACUAAGCUUUGUAAUAUUUCUCUCUUUGUUAAGAAGUUUGUCAAGUUAUUUUGUCACUUCUCACCCCAAAAGAAUGGGAUGAUCGUGUAUUUAUGGUUUUUUUUUUUUUUUUUUUACUUCUUCAACGUAGACUUGUCUUUUUCAACGGUACACAAUGCAUUGCCUUAUACACAGUGUUUUACAGAGAUAAAGACAAAAGCAAAGAAUAUGAGGAAUAUUUGUAAAGCAGAUAAAGCGUGUUGGAAAAUGUGCAAUAUGUGGUGCGGUAAACCCUAAUCAGGGAAAAGUCUGUAUUGUUCAAACCUGGGAUAAUAUUCGUCCUCUCCGAUCAUCAGUGUGUGCCUUUCCUGGUCAAUUCCACCACGUGCAAUACUUCAUUUGAAGUAUUUUCUAAGUGCAAUAAAGUGCGUUUAUUUGUUUGUCUUUUGUAUUCAGUGCAAAUUAUAAGCUGUUUUUAUGUAUGUUAAAAUAAAAGUAGAAUCAACAAAA